Molecule: messenger RNA, 426 nt
Organism: Nymphaea colorata (pocket water lily)
Lineage: Eukaryota; Viridiplantae; Streptophyta; Magnoliopsida; Nymphaeales; Nymphaeaceae
Exons: 2
Coding region: 64-408 (114 amino acids)
Source: RefSeq, a predicted model, not a curated record
GAGACGAGAGGGCAGAGGAAGACGCACGGGCAGAGCGCUGGAGGGCUUGAGACGAGUGGGCAGAUGGACCUGGAUGAUCGGAUCGAUUUCCCUGAUUUGGGGAAAUCUGUCGGAACCACUAAAGCAGAUGAAGAUAUGUGUGAGGAUUACCACCAGAGCGGAAUAGAAGAAGAACGAGGUAUAGCCCCAAUGGAGCCUCUGAAUGAGGCAUGUUUUCAGCUGGGUAGUGGUGGUGCUCAUGCCAUUCCAGAAAGGAAAGGCCUGCAAGGAUGGGCAAAGGUCGUUGCUGGUAGUCAAGAGAAGGAACUUGAAGAUUGUCUGGAGGUGACUGUAGACAGUGGCUGGAUUAUAUGGAGGACGUUCGACUACAGGCAUGGAUUAUCGGUAUGUCUUUCAAACCUUACAUAAACUUUGGGUUAAUGUUCG